AUGAAACAAACAUCAAUCUAUAAACCUAGUUGUGUGUUUUUGUUCAAUUCAGGAAUGAAUGUCGGUUUACGCAGUUUGUACUUCAUUUUCAUUUCGAUGGCAUUCAUGCUAAUGAAAUGCAGAUGUAUUCAUCACAGUCACAGUUACGGCCACAGCAUGCAUAAUAGAAGGUGGCAUCACAGAGACCUAAGAGGAUGGAGACAUCCUGUGGUCGAAAGGAAUGCUUAUGCGUAUAGAAGACGAACACCGGCGUACAAUGGUAGAGAGAUGAUAACAUUAGAGGAACUAAGGAAGCCUAAUGUUCCAAUAAUUGUUCCUUAUGAAGUAACCCCCAAGCAGGUACUGACCCUUCUAAGACAUUAA
Messenger RNA from Encephalitozoon intestinalis ATCC 50506, 363 nucleotides. RefSeq lists its product as uncharacterized. Bases 1 to 363 code for a protein of 120 amino acids. Lineage: Eukaryota; Fungi; Microsporidia; Unikaryonidae. The record is from RefSeq and is a predicted model, not a curated record. The transcript has a single exon.